UGUGUUGCGGGACCUGAGUGCAUUCUCCUCUCUACAACCAGCUUUACUUUCACAGUUGAGUUUGAACACGUGAAGAUGCGUGUGUUCACCGUGAGCGUCUCUGCACUGCUGGUGCUGUUGUUUUCAUGCACCACGUCUAAAGUCGUUGACUCGUUCAGUAAAUGCGAUUACUUUUUUAAAAGAACGUCUCCGGUUAUCCCUAAGAUUCUAAACAAAUCAGUUGCACAGGACGGUUAUAAAAUAAUCUGUCAACAAUAUAACAAACUUACCAGGUUCGCAACACUGUAUGAUAUAAAUAAGAGGAUCCCUGUUUUCUCGGCUUACAAAUACACCAGAAGACAAGAAUUCGAGAGUCUAAAAAAGAUUCAAUGGAUGAUCGAAUCGCAGCUUGAACCUUCAAGUUAUGAAACCAACGUGCCAUUCAUCAAUCAGGCUUGCACUGGAGACUAUCACGAUAACAACCAAAAUGUGCGUCCCGGUCAGCUAUUUCCACCCGGUCAUGCAGCUGAUGGAGAAACCGCUAUAUCUACAUUCACACUCACCAACAGUAUCCCACAGAAGGACAACUUGAGGAACGGCAGGUGGACUCGCAUGGAAAACGAGAAAAUUAGAAGAAUUUCUUCAGCUGACUCUCAUGUUCUCAUCAACUACACACCUGUUCUCUAUCUUCUCCUCAUCUCCACGCUACUUCUAGCUUUCUCUUUCUCGUCUGAAUUUUCGGAUUAUUGUUUGACCCUUACGUUGGAUCGCUGUCGUAUGAUUCCUCUCAGUAAUUGUUUCACCAGUCCUGUCCUGUUUGGUCCUGCGUGUCUGACUCGACCAUUGCCUACCGCUGUUCUAUACUGCUUCUGUAUCACUCUCAGCAGUCGCCGAGGAGAGUUGCGGAGGGUCUACCUGCAAGAGCGCUGUAUCGACUUCAUAGCUCCUGACUCCUCUGGGUAG
Pimephales promelas (fathead minnow) is the source of this 942-nucleotide messenger RNA. The record is from RefSeq and is a predicted model, not a curated record. Lineage: Eukaryota; Metazoa; Chordata; Actinopteri; Cypriniformes; Leuciscidae.